This is a messenger RNA of Merops nubicus (carmine bee-eater), 348 nucleotides long. RefSeq names its product protein phosphatase 1 regulatory subunit 12B-like. Gene Ontology annotation, cellular component: A band; cytoplasm; Z disc. The record is from RefSeq and is a predicted model, not a curated record. Lineage: Eukaryota; Metazoa; Chordata; Aves; Coraciiformes; Meropidae. The annotation marks the transcript as partial. Gene Ontology annotation, molecular function: protein kinase binding; phosphatase regulator activity; enzyme inhibitor activity. The transcript is spliced from 5 exons.
CUGGCCGCCCUCAGCGCCCGCGCCGACGAGGAGAGCAGGGACUACAAAAAGUUAUACGAGAGUGCACUGUCUGAGAAUCAGAAGCUGAAGUCAAAACUGCAAGAAGCCCAGCUUGAGUUGGCUGACAUCAAAUCAAAGUUGGAAAAAGCAGCCCAGCAGAAACAGGAGAAAACGUCUGACCGGUCCAGCAUGCUGGAGAUGGAGAAAAGGGAGAAGCGAGCUCUGGAGCGGAAACUCUCUGAAAUGGAAGAGGAGAUGAAGAUUUUGACAGAGCUGAAGUCGGACAACCAAAGGCUGAAGGAUGAGAACGGAGCCCUCAUUCGUGUCAUCAGCAAGCUCUCCAAGUAG